AUGACCCUCACUCAACAUAAAAGAAUUCACACUAAAAAGACACUGUUCAAAUGUGAAGAAUGUGGCAAAGCUUUUAAACAGUCCUCAAAUUUUACUGAACAUAAGAGAAUUCAUACUAGAGAGAAACACUACAAAUGUGAAGAAUUUGGCAAAGAUUUUAAGUGGUCCUCAAAUCUUACUGAAAAUGAGAUAAUUCAUAUUGGAGAAAAACCUUGUAAAUGUGAAGAAUGUGGCAAAACUUUUAAGUGGUCUUCAAAACUUACUAGACAUAAGAUAAUUCAUACUGGAGAGAAACUAUACAAAUGUGAAGAAUGUGGCAAAGCCUUUUACUCCUCCUCAAACCUUACUUUACAUAAAAUGAUUCAUACUGCAGAGAAAACCUACAAAUGUAAAGAAUGUGGCAAAGUUUUUUUUUUUUUUUUGAGAUGGAGUCCCGCUCUGUCACCCAGGCUGGAGUGUGGUGGCACGAUCUUGGCACACUGUAACCUCCGCCUCCCAGGUUCAAGCAAUUCUCCUGCCUCAGCCUCCCAAGUAGCUGGGAUUACAGGCACUUGCCACCAUGCCCAGCUAAUUUUUGUAUUUUUAGUAGAGAUGGGGACUCACCAUGUUGGCCAGGCUGGUCUCAAACUCCUCACCUCAAGUGAUCCACCUGCCUCGUCCUCCCAAAGUGCCCCAAAAUGCUGGGAUUAUAGGCAUGAGCCACUG
This is a messenger RNA of Gorilla gorilla gorilla (western lowland gorilla), 705 nucleotides long. RefSeq names its product zinc finger protein ENSP00000375192-like. NCBI's taxonomy places the organism in Eukaryota, Metazoa, Chordata, Mammalia, Primates, Hominidae. The record is from RefSeq and is a predicted model, not a curated record. The transcript is spliced from 4 exons. The annotation marks the transcript as partial.